Molecule: messenger RNA, 1992 nt
Organism: Entrophospora candida
Lineage: Eukaryota; Fungi; Glomeromycota; Glomeromycetes; Entrophosporales; Entrophosporaceae
Source: the annotation of a GenBank genome assembly
AUGUCAAUUUCUAAUGUUCCUUUAUUUGUUUCGCUUAAACGAAACCACAGUCUUAUAAACGCAAAAUUUGAAGGCUAUAAAUUAAAACUUUUCGACGAUACAGAACAUUUAAAAUUUUAUAAAUUACCUCAACCUGGAGUGUCAAUAUCAAAAAUUCCUUCAAAUAGUAAACUAUCAUAUAAAGAAAUUCAAAAUAGAAUACAUUUUAAUCAUUUAUUUUAUGGUUUUGGAAUAAAUGAUGACAAAGCAACUUGUUUUUAUUUCGAUUUAGAAAAUCGAAUAAUUCUAAUUGAACACGAUCAAGCAACAAAUUCUUUGAUAACACACAAUCUUUUACAAAUUCCAAAAUCUACUAAAGUAGCAAAUAAUCUUGUUACCGAAUAUCCUUCAUUGAUAUCCAUUUCAUCAAGUCUACUAUUAGUAACCAACGGAUCAGGAUUGCUGUGUUUGGUUAGGGUUAAAAAAAACGAGGAUAAUAAAUUUUUUGGAGAAAUUUUACAUAUCACUGAAUUUUUUGGCUAUUUAGAUGCAGAAUCUGAUACAUUAAAUAAAAAUGUUCCAUUUGUUUUUCUUGAUGGAAAAAUUAUAUAUGAUGAUGAAAAAGGCAAAUCAGAUGAUGCACACAUUCUCUUUAUUAUUUAUAACACAGUUAAACAUCAUAAUCUAAACAGAAUGAUUCCUUCAAAAGAAGAAACAACGAAAACAUUAUUUGAUAUUUCUUUGUUAAAGAUGUCAUUAAAUAAACCAUAUGAGACCGAGAAACUUCAUGUCAUUCGUGGAACUUCAAUCCCUUUGUAUUGUUUUAUUGAUUAUAGAGGAUCUGGAUAUGUGAUAUGCAGCGAUUCAGAUUAUGUAGUUUUAGGAAAUUCACGGUCUGAUCAAGAUGAAAAGAUACACAUUGAACAAUCUACGGAACAUGAUGAAAAUGAAAACGAAAAUGAAAAUAUAUCACCAAGUAAUAAAGAAGAAAAAUUGGCAUCAUAUAUUUGGACGCAGACAUCUACAGACAUUACUGUCUGUUUCCAAUUACCUGUGGGUACGCCGAAAACCGCGAUCCACUGUAACUUUUCAAAAACACAUCUUUCUCUUACAAUCAAAACCGAAGACGAUGCAUUUGACACCACUAACACCAAUUUAAGGCCUCGACCACCUUUGCCAUGUUAUGCGUUCUCGCAAUUUUUUGAUAAUAUUGAUCCGGAUGCUUCUUUAUGGACCAUUGAACCAAACAUUGGUUUAUUGACUUUACACAUUGAGAAGGCCAAUCAUAAAACGCGUUGGUCGCAUGUUUUUCAUAACGAUGAUGGAGUAUUUGAAACUCUCGAUCCAAAUGAGUUUGCUGAAUUUCGUGAAAGUUUAGAAAAAUACACAACAGAUUUGCUUGCAAGCUCUUCUAGUAAUGAGACAGUUCGUUUUGAAACCACCAAACCACUUCAACAUCCUAUUGGUCAUGAAAUGGAAGAAUCUAUUGAUUAUGAAGGACAAGCAGUGACUUUUAUGUGGAUAUCCAAGGAAGGGCUAAUAGGAGCAAAAUCAUCAUCUAGUGGACAAGAAUUUAUAUGUAAACAAUUUGAUAAUGCUAAAACAAAAAAUUCUAAAACCAAACCUUAUCCUUCUGUGUGUUUAAAAUCUGAUGUUGAUGGCAUUGUUUAUUCAAUUGAACAUUCAGAAAAUAUACAUGUAUCGUCGCCAUUAAUCAUGACACACUUUGCAACAUUCAAUGCCUUCGCAUUUGUUCAGGCAUCCAAACGUGAAAAACGUUUUGUAUUUCACGAUCCUUCCAAUAGAUUUGUAAUGAUUUUUGAAGGAAAUCGUCAUGCAUAUAUCUAUUCACACCAUGAAGGAAAAGAUAAACAUGGUUCACAAUAUAUUGUAGAUUUCAGAGAAAAAUUACAUGGUAGUUUUGAUAUAAUUGGAGUCCAGAUGAUAGAUGAAAAGAAUGCCAUUGUUUUAGUUCUUACUACUGGUCAUAUAAUUGUAUUAAAAGUAUUAUAA